Messenger RNA from Spodoptera frugiperda (fall armyworm), 1532 nucleotides. Its product is annotated as alpha-tocopherol transfer protein-like. The record is from RefSeq and is a predicted model, not a curated record. Lineage: Eukaryota; Metazoa; Arthropoda; Insecta; Lepidoptera; Noctuidae. The coding region runs from base 143 to 1030 and encodes 295 amino acids. The transcript has 6 exons. Gene Ontology annotation, cellular component: membrane. Gene Ontology annotation, molecular function: phosphatidylinositol bisphosphate binding.
AGCAUUUGACGUUUUAGGAGCACAAAGAGACCGGCUAUUGGCCCCAUUUAAGAACCAUUACUUGAUAUACAUCUCAUACGAUACACUCGUAAGCGGCUCCCAUAAAAUCUUAUGAAAAUAGAUCUUAAAACUAGUGUUCAAAAUGUCGUUAGUAACUUGUGCAUCUAUCGAAAAGGAGUAUGAAAAACUAAAUAAUGUGAAACGGGACGAUAUACAGAAUUUAAUGGCGUGGUUGAAAGGAGUGGCGCAUUUACCUCAUGAAUUUAUUACAGAAUUGGACGUGAUAUUAGCAUAUCAUAGUUGUGCAUGCGACGCCGAUUUAACGAAACGGGUCAUUGAUGUCAAUUACACUCUUAAAACUUUGUUCCCGUUUUACCAGAAUAGAAAAGUCGAUGCAUGUUUGGAUAUGGCGAUGCAGACUUGGCUAAUUUAUCCAUUACCGACACUAACAAAGAAGGGUUUUAGAUCAAUAUACUGUGAAUUAUUGGAUGCAGAUCCCAAAAAGUUUGUCUACGCUGAUGUUAUCAAGGCAUUCCUAAUGAUAAUGGAUCUAUGGCAAUACGAAGAGGGCACAGUCCCAGGCGUGGCCCUUAUCGUAAACUUGGACAGGGUGUCGCUGGGACACAUCUCACGGGUCAACUUGACGGUGGCACAACAGUUCUUUUAUUUCUUACAAGAAGCUAUGUUUGUCAGCCUCAAAGAAUUCCAUUUCAUCAAUGCUCCAACAUUUGUAGAUAAGUUACUAUCUAUGGUGAAGCCAUUUAUGAAAGACGAACUACUUGAUAUAUUAAAGGUCCAUCAAGCUGAUGCCAAUUCUUUAGAAGAAUUUAUAGCAAUAGAAGAUUUGGUCAAGGACAACAAAAAUGUUCUGAAAGAUGAAAUGUUCAACAAACUAAAAGCGAACCACAAGUUUUUCGAGGACGAAGCAAAGAAAAGAGUUGACGAAUCAAAGAGGCCGGACGGUCCCAAAACUUUAAGUAGUUUCUUUCCAGGCAUGGAAGAAUCUUUCAAGAAACUAGAAAUAGAUUAAAAUGACCACGAAUUGAGUUCUGCCUUGUGUAAAAAGGUAGAUUUGGGGACAUAUAUAGAGAAAUUUAAAAAGGAGUGUAGGUUAAGGAAUUGUUUAUUUUCCGAUCAACCGUGUCGAGAUGGUAGAAGGAGAUUGUAAGUAGUACAAAUAUAGAUAUAAUGCAGUGUGUAUUGACACUAGUACGUGACAACACGUGCAGUUCGCGGCGCGGGUAGCAAGUGACACAAAGGAAAUUGCUUCUUUGCAUAGCGGUGUGCUUGCCACCUCUAGCAAAACGACCAAAAAUCCCACUACACGUAAUAUUCGACGGACUUCGGUACUUGUAUAACCUAGAAAAGAUUUUUCAACUGAUUCACUUAGGUUUAUUUCUAUUUUUAGACUAUGUUCUAUCUCAUUGUUGUGUAAAGGUCACAGUUAUCUACUACUUCGGAUCCUUUGUUAUGUUUAUGUUAUUUUUCAUUUGUGUACAAUAAAUAAUGUAUUGUUUUCUAACGUUAUUAAA